Messenger RNA from Penicillium griseofulvum, 963 nucleotides. RefSeq names its product Glycoside hydrolase, family 43. The record is from RefSeq and is a predicted model, not a curated record. The transcript is spliced from 4 exons. Gene Ontology annotation, biological process: carbohydrate metabolic process. NCBI's taxonomy places the organism in Eukaryota, Fungi, Ascomycota, Eurotiomycetes, Eurotiales, Aspergillaceae. Gene Ontology annotation, molecular function: arabinan endo-1,5-alpha-L-arabinosidase activity. Bases 1 to 963 code for a protein of 320 amino acids.
AUGAUGAAUCUCAAAUCCCUUGCAUUCGCCCUGUUCCAGGCUGUGGCGGUUUACGGAUACGCGAACCCCGGAGCUUGCUCAGGUGCCUGCAUCAUCCAUGACCCUGCUUUAAUUCAGAGCGCUGAUGGAACAUACUAUCGGUUCUCCACGGGCGGUAACAUUGCUGUUGCUUCUUCUUCAUCCAUCAAUGGUCCGUGGACAUCUCGUGGAUCUGUAUUGCCUAGCGGAUCCAAGAUUGACAAUUCCGGAAAGAAUGACCCUUGGGCCCCCGAUGUGACAAAGGUAGGUGACCUCUACCACGUCUACUACUCUGUAUCGACUUUCCAAACUCAAAUCUCUGCCAUUGGUCUUGCGACCUCCCCAACUAUGGCAGAGGGUUCUUGGACUGACAGGGGCUCUAUUGGGGUUUCAUCUACAACGGGAAACCAAUACAACGCCAUUGAUGCCAAUCUCCUGAUUGACGGCUCCAACAAGUACCUGACCUUUGGAUCAUUCUGGGAAGACCUUUUCCAAGUCACACUGAAUGGUGAUGCUACCCAGGCGACUUCAACUCCGGUAAAUGUUGCGUUUGAUCCGGCUGGCGAGCACUCGGUUGAAGGCCCUACCUUAUACAAAUAUGGCAACUAUUACUACCUCUUUUACUCAUGGGGAAAAUGCUGUCACUAUGAUACGGAUAUGCCUGGGGUAGGGGAAGAGUACAGGAUCAAAGUUUGUCGAUCGACCACCCCCACUGGGAACUUUGUCGACGCAAACAAUGUUUCAUGCAGGAAUGGGGGUGGCACCGUUGUCCUUGAAAGCCAUGACUAUGUCUAUGGACCUGGUGGACAGGGUGUCUACACUGACCCAACUCUUGGUCCCAUUAUUUACUACCAUUACAUUGAUACGAGGGUUGGCUAUGCUGAUUCUCAGAAGACCUUCGGAUGGAACAAACUUGAUUUCUCAAGCGGAUGGCCUAAAGUUUGA